Molecule: messenger RNA, 4059 nt
Organism: Betta splendens (Siamese fighting fish)
Lineage: Eukaryota; Metazoa; Chordata; Actinopteri; Anabantiformes; Osphronemidae
Product: EGF-like repeat and discoidin I-like domain-containing protein 3
Exons: 10
Coding region: 284-1594 (436 amino acids)
Molecular function (GO): calcium ion binding
Source: RefSeq, a predicted model, not a curated record
CUCGUCGCUCUCUCCACUACAUCGCACCACUGCGGUAGGAGCGGGGAAGGCAGCGGCGCGGGGACCCGGCAGCCUCUCAUCACUUGCUCCUGCUCCACAGACAUCCAGGUGGCGAGCGUCUCUCUGGCCAUUUCACCACGGAGGAGGACUUUACCGGGGAGGACAUAUAUCCAGACCUCCGUGACGGCGACGGAGGGACAACUUUUGGCUUUUGCCUCGCGCUUAUUUUUUUCUACCGCAUCUCCGUAACCUUGGAAGUCGAACGUGUUUAUCACGAGGGAGGAUGUUACCGCUACUCGUUUCCAUCGCCCUGUGUUUGGGCGCCGCUGUCCCGCAGCAUCUGAAAGCAGCAGAUGGUGAGGAACCAACUUCAGCAGGUCCUUGUCAUCCGAACCCCUGCCACAACAGAGGGACGUGUGAGGUCAGCGAGACCUACAGGGGCGACACCUUCAUCGGUUACAUCUGCAAGUGUCCAAGCGGCUUCAGCGGCGUUCACUGCCAACACAAUAUUAAUGAAUGCGAGAGGGAUCCGUGCAAGAACGGGGGCAGUUGCACAGAUCUGGUUGCCAACUAUUCCUGCGAAUGCCCGGGGGAGUACAUGGGCAGGAACUGUCAAUACAAAUGCUCCGGGCCGCUGGGCAUGGAAGGCGGCAUAAUCUCCAACCAGCAGAUAACGGCCUCCUCCACCCACCGGGCGCUGUUCGGCCUGCAGAAGUGGUACCCGUACUUCGCGCGGCUCAACAGGAAGGGCCUGGUCAACGCCUGGACCGCAGCCGAGAACGACAGAUGGCCGUGGAUCCAGAUAAACCUGCUGAGGAGAAUGAGGGUCACCGGAUUAAUUACCCAGGGUGCAAAGCGCAUCGGCAGCCCAGAGUACGUCAAGUCCUACAAAGUGGCCUACAGCGACGAUGGGAAGACCUGGAGGACUUACAAAGUCAAGGGCAAAGAUGAGGAUAUGAUUUUCAGAGGAAACGUCGAUAACAACACACCCUCGGCCAACUCCUUCACGCCCCCCAUCGAGGCCCAGUACGUGCGGAUUUACCCCCAGGUCUGCAGGAGGCACUGCACGCUGCGCAUGGAGCUGCUCGGCUGCGAGCUGACAGGCUGCUCGGAACCCCUGGGGAUGAAGUCGGGCCACAUCCAGGACUACCAGGUCACGGCCUCCAGCAUCUUCAGGACGCUCAACAUGGACAUGUUCACGUGGGAGCCGGGGAAGGCGCGCUUGGACAAGCAGGGGAAGGUCAACGCCUGGACGGCCGGACACAGCGACCAGUCGCAGUGGCUGCAGGUGGACUUGCUGGUGCCGACCAAGGUCACGGGGGUCAUCACCCAGGGAGCCAAGGACUUCGGCCACGUCCAGUUUGUUGGCUCAUACAAAGUCGCCUACAGCAACGAUGGAGAGCGGUGGAGCGUUUAUCAGGAUGAGAAACAAAGGAAGGACAAGGUUUUCCAGGGCAACUUUGACAACGACACGCACAGAAAGAACGUGAUAGAGCCGCCCGUCUACGCCCGCCUCAUCCGGAUCCUGCCCUGGUCGUGGUACGGCCGGAUCACCCUGCGCGUAGAAAUCCUCGGAUGCACAGAGGAAGAGUGAAGCCCCUGCCCUCCAUUUUCCUCGCCAUACCCCCCCUUCUUUCCCUCCCCCCUUAUGUUGAAAUACUGGAGUAUCUCACCCAGUACCUCCAAAACAAACUGUGCUACCUGUAAAAAGAAAUCAAUUUCCAAUGGAUUUUUCAAGAAUAAGUGUCCGGUUGUGGUGGGUUGCUGUUUGUUACUUUGUACAAUGAUUUCAGACCUGCACCCGAUCCACAUUUUAUCUUUGAGUUUGCUGUUCAGAGCGUGAUCUUCGUCUUUUUAUUCUCCAUGCUGUUCGGGGUCAUUAUACCUGGGAGGGGUGGGCUCGAGGGCGGUCGGUGGACGGUGGGUUUCACUUGUUGCCAUGGAAGCUAUUGUACAGUGUCACUUUUUAACGAAGAUGUGAGAUCUGUCUGCCGUGCUCCAUCCGACGUGAUUUACCGACGUCACGCCAUGAACUGAACUCUCACGUUUAGAUCACACGCAUCCGGUCUGCUUUUAACUUUGAUUUUUCCACUUCCACCUCAAACCAUGCUAAUGAUCACUAGCAUCACUACAUCGAUCAAAACACUAUUAACACUCUUGUAUUAUAUGUAAAAGACUAAGAAAUUGCAUGGUGGGUGAAUUAUACAUGUAUAUUAUGACAAAUCAUUUCCAACUUCCAGCCCUGGGAGCAAAUUGCUUUGAUUUAGGGACCUAUUUUUAUGUGCAUUAUUAAAAAGUUACAGCUCACCGCAAGAAGAAGUACAGCCGACCGACACGUGAGACAGUGAACAAGCGCCGACGCUCACGCUUUGUUGAAUUGACUAAAUAGUCUCAUUGUGAGUUUCCACCUUUUAUUUGUAUCUAUUUGAUUGUUGCUACGCCUUUUCAGCAGUUACUGUUUGUGCUUGUUGAUUUUUCUUUAUUUAUUUGGACGAAUAUGUUUCUCUGUUGUCUUGGAGUUAAAUCACUUUAAAGCUCAGGAUCGAUGUCACUCACAAUAACCCACGUGUGUAUAAUUGGCCAGCUGCAAAGAAUUGUGUCAGUUUUCAAAACACAAACAAACCUUAAUUAAUGUCUUCAUUUUCAAACGCGCCAUUGUGUCAGAUCUAUUAUGAGGAUGAACCACUGUACAGAGAGAGUCUGCGGAUCGGCUUCCUUUCAGGGGAUUUAAUGGUUGUUACAGCAUCACGCUGGUGAAGAAAUAAUAUUAAUAAUAACAGCGAUGAAGUGUUAAAUAGCUUGUGGGCCGUUUCAGUCGACAGCCGCUCUCUGCAUGUUCAUACUGUUUCAGGGUGCAAACACAGUUUACACAUUAAUGUUAAAGGGGAUGAAAGGGCUGCUCCGCCGGUGCCGUCAAAGCAUCUGGCUAAUGCGGUUUCGCUGUAUGGGCUCAGCUGUCGGCCGCGUCCUGCAGUGAUGCGUGGCGGCUAAAUAAAUGGAAGUAAACAAGUACCUGAGGUGUCGCGGCAGAGCCGGGCCCGGAUCGGUCCCGUGGUUUCUCCCCUUGACCGGCUUCUCCAGAGUGCUACAAUAGGAGCUGAAGGGAAGCGCGCCCACUUUACCGCGUCGCUGCAGAACCUCCGCUUUCGGCCGUUUACCCAUCCACUCGUUUUGUGUUGAAACUCAAGUGAAAGUAAGACGUUUAAUGGACACCUAUUGAUUCAAUGCGGCAGCCCUUUCAGUCCUGGCUUCUGACUAGGUUGGGAACACAAGUGCCACUUCACUACUUUAUGUUUAAUGAAUAAAAAUGCACUGGCAUGAAACGUUUCUGGACGUCAGGCACAGACCACAAACCAUCUACAUGAAUGUUGUAGUUGAAGUAACUGUGGAGUCUGAAAACAAAACCUGUUCUGAUUGUUAUGUAUCUGGAAAACUGGAACUAAGUGAAGUGUAUCCGAAUGUAUUCUGGUUUGAAGUACAGUAAAUCAUAUAUGGUACUAUUAUGGCCUCACUCAGCCUGUUUUCGAGAUGUGAAGACGUCGUGUGAAUCGGUGACUGUGACUCUCUGGGCUCAUGGACGCAGUUUAAGCAUAUUCAGAUCAUUUCUCACAUUUUCCUCACUGUUUCCAUUUUGACCAUAUUAGUUUUGCGCUGCCAGCGUCUGCUGGAGCAGACGUGCUUUGAGGACAUUUGCAUGUUUAGGUAAAUGUAGAAACUAUACAGUACAACAGAGAUGUUCACAGGCGCAUUAUGUUCUUCUUUCUGUACCUUAACGCCCUAAUAACCUUUACUUUGCCACCAUCAGCUGUCUUGUGCUUUGUCAAACUCCCACUCACAGGUGGAAGCGGAGAGCAAAAUGAAAACCAAGCCUCACAUAUUAUUUCUUAGUCCCACAGCCUGAGUGUCAUCACCAUGUAUAAAAUGUACCUAAUAUAAUGCUGUUUAGGUUCAAGCCUGCAGAGUGAGGAACGUGAGAAACUGUGUACAGAUCAAAAAAGAUGUUGCUUCAGACAAAAGCUUCUUCAGUUUGACAAAUUAAAACAUAUCUGUGAAAAUUAA